AUGCCUCCCCGUCGCCGCUCGAGAUCCAUCUUCGAGGAUGACGAUGAAGCGCAGUCAACGCCGGGAGCGGAAUCAUCCAAGCGUCAAAGGCGUCGCGACUCCGAUGACGAAGACGAAGCCGAAGAAAUCCAGGAAGUAGACGAGUUCCAAGAGGAAGACGGCCCAUCACAGAGUGCAUCUCAGAACAAUCCUGCCGAAUACUCCCCCGGAGCCGUCGUGCGAGUGAAGCUAGUCAAUUUCGUUACUUACGAGAAGGCCGUAUUCUACCCCGGCCCAAAUCUGAACAUGAUCAUUGGGCCCAACGGCACCGGCAAGAGUUCCUUGGUAUGCGCCUUGGCCUUGGGCCUUGGCUACAAUACGAGUGUUCUCGGUCGUGCAACCAAGUUCAGCGAGUAUGUCACUCAUGGCCAGGAUGAAGCCACUAUCGAAAUCGAGUUACAGAAGCGUCCCAACGAGAGGUCCAACCACGUUAUCCGCCUCGAAAUCACAAGAGAGAACGACAAACGCGAGUUCUGGCUCAACAACAAGAAGACCCCCGUGAAACACAUCCAAGCUCUUGUAGCCCGUCUGAGAAUAGCCUGCGACAACCUGUGUCAGUUUCUUCCCCAGGAGAAGGUCGCCGAGUUCGCCGGCCUUUCCCCCGUCCAGCUUCUCCACGAAACUCUCAGAGCCGCUGCGCCCGAGGAAAUGAUCACGUAUCAAACCGAGUUGAAAGGCUUGUUCAAGGACUUUAAGAGUGUGAAGACGAGGGCCGAGACCGACGUGGAUCAGUUAAAAAACUUGCAAGAUCGCCAGCAAGGUCUUCAAGCCGACGUCGAUAGGCUGAAUGAGCGAGAAGCUAUCAAGAAGAGCGUCCAGGACAUUAAGAAGGCACGUUGCUGCGCCGAAUACAACAUCGCUCGCACCAGGUACAAGGCGGCAAAUGCAAAGAAGAAGGAUGCAGAGAGACGUUUGCGCAGCCUUGAGCAGGCAAUGGCCCCAGCACUUGAAGCUGUCAGGGACAAGGAGGCAUAUCAGCACAAAAUCCAGGUCAUUCUCGAUCAGCGCAAGCGCGCUCUGAGAAAUGCUGAGACCACUGCUGAGCAGGCUUCUCGUGCAGUGGAAUCUGUAGAGGACAAGAUCAAGGGUGUUCUGAAUCAGAUCGACAACGAGAGAAAGUCGUUUGAUAACAAGAAGGCGGAUGCGCGCAGAAUCCGUCAAAAGAAAACCAAAUUGGAGGCCGACUACAAAAGCCAGCCUCCACAAUUUGAUUCCACAGAAUGGAAUCAGAAGAUUCGAGAGAAAGAGCAUAACCUACGCGAUAUAGUGACAGAGAGGCGUGAAGCUGACCAGAGAGCCACUGAUACCAAAACUUUGGGCAGGGGUGUGAAUGCCGAGAUGCAAACGAUCAAGAGUAGCAUUGAGGCUCUUACCACCCAAGAGGGUCAGAAGGCCAGCUUUCUCAAGAGGGUGAGCCCGGACGCUCAUCAAGGCUGGGAAUGGCUUCAAAGCAAUCUGGACAAGUUUGAGAAGGAGGUCUUUGGCCCCCCUAUGCUCACAUGUUCAUUGAAGGAUGAGCGCUACUCGAAUCUGGUACAAUCCAUGUUGCAACAAAACGACUUUCUCUGCUUCACAUGUCAGACCAGAGCCGAUCACAAGAAGCUCAGUGAUCAAUUCUACGGCAUGAUGAAGUUAUCCGUCACUAUUCGAACUUGCAAUACAGAUUUCCAAUCCUUGAGACCGCCAAUGGCAGCCGAUGAGGUCCGCCGCCUCGGUUUGGAUGGGUUUGCUUUAGAUUAUUUGGAAGGUCCAGAGCCAGUUCUUGCAAUGCUUUGCACCGAGAGAUUCUUGCAUGCUUCUGGUAUCGCUUUGAGUGAACUUAAGUCUGAACAAUUCGACGCCCUACAGAGUGGGCAGAAGAUAAACACCUGGGCAACGGGGCAAACAUAUUUCCGGGUCAUUCGGAGAAGAGAGUACGGCCCUGAUGCAACCACGACUAGCACCAGAAAGGUCAACCAAGGCAGGUUUUGGACCGGCCAAGCUGUUGACGUUGAUCCCAACGAGAAGGACGAGUUGCAAAAUCGUAUGGGCCAGAAGACCGCAGAGAGGGAGACCCUUGUCCAAGAAUACAAAGAUCUCAGAGCCCAGGUCGACGAGCUUGCGAGCAAAGAAGAAGAAGUGACUCGAGAGAUCCAACAACUCAGGCAAGAAAAGAGCGAAUUACAAAAAGUACACACACAAUGGACAGCGAUACCAGAUCAAAUAGAAAAACAGAACAUCGACCUGGCGAGAGCCUUGGACGCAAUUCGUGCAAGCAAAGCCACGAUUUUGACGCAAGAUCUCAUACGAGAUGAGCUAGUGAUGGAGAAAGCGCAUGCUAUCCUACACCACAAAGAAACAGUCUUACAGAUUCGCAACGCUCAUAUUGCUGUUCAAGAGGUGAACAUUCGGCUUAUUGAGGCCUCUUCUGAUGUCAGGGGGCUGAGAGAACGGAACAGUGACAUCGUCCGGGAGCUUGAUGAGAAGAAGCAAGAAAUCGAGGCAUCCGCUGACGAAGCUGCACUCGCCAAAGCCGAUGCCAAGCAAGCUCAAACACGGGUUCACGUCAUUGUCGCUCAAGGCCAAGACGGCGACCUAGAUCGCUACGAGGUGAUGGUAGCGAACAAAUCCCUUGAACAAAUUGACCAAGAAAUCAGCGCAGAAGAGGCCAAGCUUGAGCUUAUCCACGCAGUGGACCCGAGUGUUCUUCGCCAGUUUGAUGAAAGGGCCAAGAAGAUUGAGCAGCUACAAAAGCAAAACGAGGAGUUGAAUGGCAAGCUCGAGCGCCUCGAAGAACAGAUUAAGGAACUGAUGUCAAAGUUCGAGCCGAGAUUAGACACCAUCAUCGCAGCUGUCAACGAAGCUUUUGGGAGGAAUUUCGAAAGGAUAAGCUGCGCUGGCGAGGUCGGUCUUUUCAAGCAUCCAGACGAUUUCGAGCAGUGGGCCAUCGAGAUCAAAGUAAAGUUCCGUCAGAACGAGGAGCUUCAGCUGCUGAACCAACACCGCCAAUCUGGUGGUGAGCGUGCCGUCUCUACUGUAUUUUACAUCAUGGCUUUGCAGUCCAUGGCGCAGGCACCUUUUCGUGUCGUCGAUGAGAUCAAUCAGGGUAUGGACCCCCGAAACGAGCGUAUGGUGCACGAGCGCAUGGUCGAGAUCGCCUGCAAGGAACACACGAGCCAGUAUUUCCUUAUCACACCCAAGCUCCUCACAGGCUUGGCUUACGACGACAACAUGCGCAUCCUUUGCAUUGCCAGCGGCGUGCAUGUACCGGAGGAAGGCGACAAGUUGGAUUUCGACAAGUUGAUUCGCCAGCAGCUCGCCCGUCGGAGUGCACGUGUCGGCGCAUAA
Messenger RNA from Truncatella angustata, 3366 nucleotides. Its product is annotated as P-loop containing nucleoside triphosphate hydrolase protein. Gene Ontology annotation, cellular component: Smc5-Smc6 complex. The transcript has 4 exons. Gene Ontology annotation, molecular function: ATP binding; ATP hydrolysis activity. NCBI's taxonomy places the organism in Eukaryota, Fungi, Ascomycota, Sordariomycetes, Amphisphaeriales, Sporocadaceae. The record is from RefSeq and is a predicted model, not a curated record. The coding region runs from base 1 to 3366 and encodes 1121 amino acids. Gene Ontology annotation, biological process: double-strand break repair via homologous recombination.